Molecule: messenger RNA, 1542 nt
Organism: Diatraea saccharalis (sugarcane borer)
Lineage: Eukaryota; Metazoa; Arthropoda; Insecta; Lepidoptera; Crambidae
Source: the annotation of a GenBank genome assembly
UGACGCCCUGCGCACGCACAUCGUGCGCACUUACAUUCCGUCUACUACACGUGAUAAUACAAUUGCGCCUAAUAUAUUAUUUAAACUAAAAUAAAAACCGCUAUUAACUUUCUUGGUUGAAAAAAUUUUAAUUAUCAAAAUAUUUAUAUUUCGAAUUUUAGGAAUUUCCAGCUUUUGGGUCACGGCUACUAAACUAAAUAGUGGGAAAAUAUAUAAUUAAAAAAUAUAUAUAUAAGAGGAAUUUCUUGCUUUAAAACUUCAGUGUCGUGUGUGAUAUCUCGUUUUGUUUUUUAUAUAAAAAAACAGUUUUUUAAUUGUGAAUGUGAUUUCAUUAGUAACUGUAAUAAAACGAAAAGGUCCAAUGUAUUUUGUGCAAUCAAGUUUGAGACCAAGACUGAUUUGAAAGGCGAUUGUGUCCUAGACUAGACCAUUAGGGCGCGAUUUGUACUUUAGUAAUCGGCAUAGUUCAGUUGUGGAUUGCAGUGAAUUCCCCGAACCGAAGAUGCUCUCUGAAUGGUUCAAGGAAAUAGCUUACAAGGCUGAAUUGGACCGACACGAAGAUCCUGAUUUGGAGGAGCAGGCCUUCUUACUAUGCGGCGAGAAGAAAGAAACCAGAGCUAAGAACUUACAGGAUUUGAAGAAUUUAAUAUACGAGCGAGGAGAAUGCAAGCCACCACGUAUGGACGACACAUUUCUGUUACGCUUCCUGCGAGCGAGACGAUCCAUACCUGCGCGUGCGCACCGGCUGUUAGUUCGUUACUGCAACUUCAGGGAACAGAAUCCACACCUGUGGCGUGACGUGGACUGGUUCAGUCUCACGCGUCUCGAGUCAGUGUUUGAGGGUGUUCUGUUCGACAGGCCGGAUGUUGGCAGACUCAUCAUAUGUAGACUUGGUCAAUGGGAUCCUGAUAAAAUUCCUGUGGACGAUUUGAUCCGCGGUUGCUUGUUACUCCUGGAGGUGGGCAUAAUGCAACCAAAGUUACAAGUACUGGGUGGCACGGCGCUACUAGACUGUGAAGGUCUCACCAUGAAACAUAUGAGACAAUUCUCACCUAGUAUAGCACUCCAGGGUAUGAACGUCAUGGGGUUCUCCUUCCCACUCCAUCAGCGGGAGGUUCACGUGAUAAACUGCUCAAGGAUCUUCGAGACGCUGUUUCAUGUAUUCAGGAGGCUUGCACCUACUGAUGACUUAUGGAAAAGGGUGCACUUUCAUGGAUACGAUUUGACCUCAUUACAUAGGUACGUAGACCCAGAGUGCUUACCCAAACGAUAUGGUGGAUACAGAGACCCCGUCACCCUUCGUCAGUGGCUCACGAAGAUUCGUCGCUACAAGAAUAAAGACUUCGAUAGUGAUAUGCGCAGCCUAGGAUACUACGCGGAUUAAAAUUAUAAUCUGUUUUAAGUUUUGCGUUUGUAUAUCAUUGUGUUCUGUAAUAAAACAAAUUAAGUUAUUUUCAAUGCAUACACAUAAAAUUUCCAGGAUGUGAACGUAUAUAUCACAAAAAAAAACACAUAUAACUCCAGAGUUAUCAAUUUUUGUUG